AUGUCAAAAAGAGUUGAUUUUUCUUCCAAAUCUUACUUUAACUCAUCAGACUCAGAUAAAGUUAUAAGUAGAGAAGAUUCCAUGGAUCAAUUACGAAAUUUUGAGGAAAAAGGUUACACCCCCAAAAGCACAACAAUUAAAACAGAAUUUCUUGAAAAGUUCAGAAGCGAUAUGAAAGAAGCUUCUCGAACAAUCAAAAAGCUGCGUACAGAAAACGCAAAGCUAAAAGAAGCUCUCUCAGAAUCAGUUGAAAAGUGCAAUGACCUUUAUCAACAAUCAAUAAAAUAUCACAAAGCAUUUACACAAGAACUUGAAAGGAACAAAAAGCUUGAAGAAUCUGCGAUUGAAUAUAAUUAUUCAAAGCAGCAAUUUAAAGAGUACGAAGGAGUCAUAAGUGAAAAAGACAGAAAAAUAGGAGACUUACAAAAAAAGAAUGAGGAAUUAGUUAGGAAUAUUGAAAAACUGAACCUAGAAAAUGAUAAAUUUUUCAGUGAACUUUUAAAUGCAAAUAAAUCAUUAGAAGGAGAAUUGUAUUUAGCCAACCCAGCUUUGCAUGAUGCAAAGAGCUGACAGGAAAUUUAUAUUCAGUUUGAGACUUUGAUUUCAGAAAUUAAUGACCAAAACGAGUUUUGCAGCAUUUUAAAAAAAAAUUUAGGACCUUUUGGGCUGUUUAAAGAGCUUAUUAAAGCUCAAAAAAGUGAUGAAAUAAUUAGAGUACGAGCAUGCUAUUGUCUCACUGUGCUCCCGACCUCUCCCGAGAGGGUCAGAGUUAGCUUUGCCAAUAAAUGUUGGUUAAAAACCAGCUCUAGGAAUGACAGGUCCGCCUGAUAGAAUAGAUUUGCUAUCAUGGAGCAUUUUUUAACCAACAUUUAUUGGCAAAAUCAAUUCCGACCCUCUCAGGAAAAGUCGGAGCACAGCGAGCCAAUUGUGUGCUCUCUUUAUACCAAACUUAUAAAGUUCAUAAGAGAGGCUAAUAAGGCAGGGGAAAAUAACUCAAACUCCUUAUAUUCCCCAAUUUUCACAAAUUCUAUGCAUAAAUCAAGAGCUUCUCUCUGCCUAAAUAUACAUAAUUGCAAUGAAUCCUCGUAUCGCUUGGCAUCCGAAGAGUCAGGACUAAAUUCAAAAAAUCAAAGGAAUGCCAGUACCAGCAUAAUAGGAGAAGACUCCUCCCUCCAACUCAGCAGAUUUGCCAAGCUAAACCAAGAGAUCUCUGAUCUUGUCACAAACAACACUUCUCACGUAUCCUUUCUCAAAUCUAAAGGACAAGACAAAGCCUUGUCAUUCACAAAAUCCCUUAGUUCAAGCACUUUACCAAUAAAAGAACCCCCUCAUCGAAUUAUUUCCCAAGCUUCCUUAGUGAACGAACAAACAAUGGCAAUUCGCAAAAAUUAGUUUAAUUUGUAAAAAUGAUAUUUUAAAUGCAAGAUUUUUAUAAUUUGACAAAAUUAUCUAGAGAUUUCGUUAUACUAUUUAUCUCUUAUAUAUCAAACAAUUAUUUUCGCCCACAGAGGGUGGGUUUUUUACCCGAAAAAUUAUGAUUUUUCCAAUGGUUUGGCUCGCUCACGUGGUUAGUGAAACCACAAAUCCAACCUCUCAAAUCACGAGAGAAAAAGCCUUAUCCAGACAAAAUUUAAAUAA
This is a messenger RNA of Blepharisma stoltei, 1638 nucleotides long. The record is from the annotation of a GenBank genome assembly. Lineage: Eukaryota; Ciliophora; Heterotrichea; Heterotrichida; Blepharismidae.